UAAUCAACUACCGCUUGUGAUUGAUCUUCUACUUCGGUCUUUUUUCCUGUUAAGCUAGCAAGUUUAUAGUUGACCGAUGGUCGCUUCUUCUUCUUCUUCUUCCCGUUUGCUAAUACAACUAUUCAGCUAUGAACUUCGCUUUUGUCUUACGUUCAUCGGCCACGGGACUUCGUUGAACGGCGACUUUUGGAGAUCACCGUUAUAUUAUGUCCUGGGCAACAUCGUAAGACUAACAGGUGAACAGGUUUAGCUACCGUUAGCCAUGGCCCUGUCCUGGUUGACAUGACAACUCUCCCGACCUGCUGAUGACCCGCGUGUCAUCCCUGUGAUAUUCCUGCCCGGUGGACCAUCUUAAACAACACAGCAUGGAUGAGGAGUCUGUAGACCAAGUGUCCAGCCUGUCUCCUCUUCGCCACAACGCUGGAGCUGACUGUAACCAUGGUGACCAGAGCUCACUGUUGAGCCAGCGGGAGAUGGUGUUGGAAAACCACGAUUAUCUCCAUCACCGUGAAACACUGGCCUCAAAGGUUUCCGCGGAAGAGAGAGGAGUGUGGUGCGAGUCUGAUGUCCCUGUAGUACAACAGAACAACCUCGACAACACAACAUCAUCCACUAAGAAGUCUUUCCCCUGCUGUGUGUGUGGACGACUCUGCACUACAAAACAGUCCCGGGACCGACACAUGAAGACCCACACGGGAGAGAAGCCGUUCCACUGCACCGUGUGUGAGAAGAGCUUCUCUCAGCAGUCCUCCUUUAGGAUACACCAGAAGAGCCACACGGGGGAGAAGCCCUAUCGCUGCCUUGCACCUGACUGUGGGAAGAGCUUCUACCAAUCAGGAGCCUUGUUGAGACACGGAAGGGGUCACGCUGAGGGGUCGACUAGACUAAGAGCUGCUGAAGAUGUGCUGCCACACCAACAGGAGCUGCUUGUCCAACAGGACGAUACUAGUAACAAGAAUUCUAAACUUCAGGCUGUAGUGGAUGUGCUGCCAGAGCAAGAGGAUGUCCGUCUGGCUCAAGGAGACAGUCCUGCUCCUCCUCCCAGCUCCAUCCCCUCUACACCGGGACGACUACCUGUCCAACACCAGCAGAACCACAACAACACUUCCAACACCUGUCAGAAGUGCGGAGAGCAGUUCUCUACCUUCUACAAGCUGCGUGUCCACCUGACCACCCACAGGGGAGAGAAGCCCUUCUCCUGUCCAGACUGUGGUCAACGCUUCUCAGCCCGGGGCUACAUGGAGUCACACCAGAGGGUACACAUCAAGGAGAGAUCACACCCCUGCCUCGACUGUGGUAAAAGGUUCCUCUCCCUGGGAGACCUGAAGAGACACCAGCAGAGCUUCUCCGAGGAGAGACCGUACAGCUGCUCCGAGUGCAGGAAGAGUUUCACCCAGCCGGGGUUGCUAAGGGCACACCAGAGGACACACACCGGGGUAAAAGGUUACCGCUGCCCCUACUGUCACAAGGACUUCUUCACUGCCUCCAGUCUGAGGAGACACAGGAAGCAGGCGCAUGCGGAAGAGACCGUCACGCUGCCCCCUAGUGGUGGACUCCAGCUGUCACAUGCUGGAGAGAGCCUGGGUCAAGCUGAAGCUGGUAUACCAGGACUGAAGGUCAUAGUGAAGGAGGAGGAGGAUCCUGCUUUUGGAGACAGUUCUAACAACCACCACUCUGAGACUACUGAGGAGAGUCUCCCUGCAGCCAUAGAGCAUAAACAGCAUCACAGCUGUCACAGAAGAGUCCACUCCUGCCUUGUGUGUGGGAAGGAGUUUCCCAUUGCAUACAAGCUACAAGUCCAUAUGAGAAUCCACACUGGAGAGAAGCCUUACUCCUGCUCUGUGUGUGGGAAGAGCUUCGCCCAGAAGGGGAGCCUGACGCUCCACCAGAUCGUCCACACUGGAGAGAAACCUUACUCAUGCCCCGACUGUGGGAACACCUUCUCCCAGAUGAUCAGCCUGAAGAGACACCAACUGCUGCACACGGGAGAGAGACCGUACAGCUGCUCCGAGUGUGGGAGAAGCUACACCCAGCAGAGAAACCUGAGGGCCCACCAGCUGAAGCACACCGCAGAGAGACUUCACCGCUGCUCUGUGUGUGGGAAGAGCUUCUUCACACCCUCAGGACUCAGGGAUCACCAGAGGUCUCACACAGGAGAGAAACCAUUCCCCUGCUCUGUGUGUGGGAAGAGCUUCUCACGGCCUGGUCCCCUGAGAGAACACCAGCAGACUCACACAGGAGAUGGUGGACAGGUGGAGCGAGACCGCGACAAGGACCCUGGUGACCGAUCGAGACCCAAACCCAAAGAGUCCCUGGGUGAAACUCUGGGACUGAAAAUUAUAGUUGAAGAACUGGAGAAAGAAAAGGAGGCGAGAGAAGAUGAGGAAGUUGGUGGUUUGAUCAAUUCCGACGGAGAGGAAGUUGGUCACGUUUCUCUUUCUAGAAAAAGCCCUGUCCCAGUCUUUGUUAGCGGUGAGAUUCCCUCUACAUCAACAGAACCUGAACAACACCAAAAAAUCCAGGAGAAACGAUACAGAACCAAGAAGCAUCACCUCUGCUCGGUGUGUGGAAAGGAGUUCCCUAAACCAUCGAAGCUAGUUGCACAUCUCCGCACACACAGUGGAGAGAAACCCUUCCGCUGCUCCGUGUGCGGUAGAGGUUUCUCCACAGGGGGUAUCACCCUACAGAGACACCUUCUGACUCACACAGGGGAGAAACCUUACCACUGCUCUGUCUGUGGGAAGAGGUUCAUCCAGCGAGGGAAUCUGUUAAAACACCAGAAGGUACACACUGGAGAGAAACCUUACUCCUGCUCCGUGUGUGGACGGAGUUUCCCUCGAUUUGAGCGUCUGAAGGACCACCAGCGGACACAUACAGGAGAGAAACCUCAAUCUUGUGAUGUCUGUGGGAUGAGGUUCUCCUACGCAUCCUCCCUCAAGGUCCAUCGCAGGAUGCACACUGGGGAGAGACCUUACCAGUGCUCUGUCUGUGGGGAGAGCUUCAACUCAACAGCAAACCUGAGGAAACACAGACAGUCCCACACUGGAGAUAAAGGGUCUGCUAACAUGAAGAGGGGUCGGCUCCUGAGGUCGUCCCACACUGGAGAGGGGUCUGCUGCUGUUACUGGAGGAUUUCAGACUGCUGGAGGUGAUGCUCUGGGAACCGUGGUCAAAGAUAAAAGCUCUCUGGAUCCUGACCCAGGCCACGGUGAAGGCUGCAGUCAAACAUCUACCAUAUAUAUCGAUAGUAAAGAAGAGGAGGAGGAGGAAGUUGGUGGUUUGAUAAAUUCCGAAGGAGAAGAAGUUAAUUGGGAUUACCUCAGUCCUGGAUCUUCAGCAUUGCAGGGCCCGAAGUCAGUUUCUGAAAAGUUUGAGAACCAAGUUGAAGAUGAUGAUGAUGAUGUGGAAGAAGAGGAAAUUGGUGGUCUGAUCAAUUCAGACGGAGAAGAAAUUGGUUGGGAUCGUCAUCGUAUCAGACAGCGUGUCAGCCAUCCUUCUGACAGCGAGGAGAGUCCCUCCGCAUCAGGAGAACCUGAACAACACCAGGAGGAUCACAACAACACCAGGAGGAUCACAACAACACCAGGAGAACCUGAACGACACCAGGAGGAUCACAACAACACCAAGUCUCACCACUGCUUUAGAUGUGGGAAAGACUUCGCCAACAUCUCUAACCUGCGGCGACACCAGAAGAGACACUCAGGAGAGAGUUCCGAACACAGAUCUGACAGCGAAGCCAGGAAGUCCCACUGCUGCCCAGAAUGUGGAAGAGACUGUAAGAAGCUAUCAGCUCUACAAAAACACAUGAAGAUCCACACAGGAGAAAAGCCGUACCCUUGCUCCGUGUGUGGGAAACAGUUCCGUGAAAGAACAGCCCUCCGCGACCACCAGAAAGUGCACACGAGAGAAAAACCUUACCCUUGCCCCGACUGUGGGAAGAGGUUUGCUCACUCAGGAGCUAUGAAGAGACACCUGCUGACGCACACCGGAGAAAAACCUUACUCCUGCUCUGUGUGUGGGAGGAGCUACACCCAGAUAGGGCGACUGAGAGAACACGAGCGAACACACAGCGAUGAGAAACACGACUGUUCCGUCUGUUGGAGGAGCUUCGCCAAAGCUAAGGCCCUCGUCGCUCACUUCAGGACCCACACUGGAGAGAGACCCUACAGCUGUGAGGAGUGUGGGAAGAGCUACGUACGAACCCAGAACCUCCGAGCCCAUCAGAGGAAAAGUCACAGCAGCUCACUACCAAACCCUGGGACUGAGACCGGGGAAACCCUGGCUGCAGGGGUGAAGAGUGAAGAGGAUUCUAUUAGUAUCAGUGAUGAAGAGGAAAAGGAGUUGAUGCUAGCAGGGUGGAGGAGAACGAGGACUAGCCAACCACAUUAGGAUAGAUUCCUCUUUGUGCUGACCAUCUCUAGACACCGAAUGAAUAGAAUGGACCAGAGCAAGGACUAGCCAACCACAUAGGAUUUUCUGCAUCCAAAAUGGUACCCUAUUCCCUAAAUACUAGGUCCUGGUCAAAACUAGUGCACUAUAUAUAGGGAAUAGGGUGUCAUUUAAGAUGUAGAUAGAAUCUGUGGUGAUGAUCUGUAGACAAAGAACCAAUAGAAUGGACUGUAGUUCUAAUUUCCACCAGCAGAGGGCGAGCAAAGUCAGACGAAAAUGAUUAGUGUUGAGAAAUUGAGUUUUAUCUAAAAACAUACUUUUAGUCAUGUAGUGUAUGUGGACACCUGCUCAUCUAACAUCUCAUUCCAAAAUCAUUGGCAUUAAUAUGGAGUCGGUCCCGACUUUGCUGCUAUAACAGCCUCCACCUCUUCUGGGAAGG
Oncorhynchus tshawytscha (Chinook salmon) is the source of this 4827-nucleotide messenger RNA. RefSeq names its product zinc finger protein 585A. NCBI's taxonomy places the organism in Eukaryota, Metazoa, Chordata, Actinopteri, Salmoniformes, Salmonidae. Bases 366 to 4388 code for a protein of 1340 amino acids. The transcript is spliced from 18 exons. Gene Ontology annotation, biological process: regulation of transcription by RNA polymerase II. Gene Ontology annotation, molecular function: RNA polymerase II cis-regulatory region sequence-specific DNA binding; DNA-binding transcription factor activity, RNA polymerase II-specific. The record is from RefSeq and is a predicted model, not a curated record.